This is a messenger RNA of Bactrocera oleae (olive fruit fly), 4649 nucleotides long. Its product is annotated as cationic amino acid transporter 2. Gene Ontology annotation, molecular function: L-arginine transmembrane transporter activity; L-lysine transmembrane transporter activity; L-ornithine transmembrane transporter activity. Gene Ontology annotation, cellular component: plasma membrane. The record is from RefSeq and is a predicted model, not a curated record. Lineage: Eukaryota; Metazoa; Arthropoda; Insecta; Diptera; Tephritidae. Gene Ontology annotation, biological process: L-arginine import across plasma membrane; L-ornithine transmembrane transport.
AACACAGAAAAUUCAAACUUAAUGGGGAAUGUUUAUUAUCAUUCAAAAAAACAUUCUUCGGCGUUUAUUUUUUGAAGAUUAUCUCUCUCAAAUGUUAGCCCCGAGUACGUCCCAAAUGGUCCAUCCGUUGAGUCCAAUUCUCGAUGACUCGUUUGAGGAUUACGACUGGUAACUGGGGAAUGACACGCGUGAUGUUUUGCUCGAAAUUCUGAAUUGAAGCGGGGUUGGCUGCAUAGACUUUAGACUUUACAUAUCCCCACAGGAAAAAGUCUAACGGUGUGAUAUCACACGAUCUUGGCGGCCAAUCCCCGAAGUGUUCUCCAAAUAAAUCUAUUGUUUGAUGCAAUGUUUGGGAAGUGGCGCCGUCUUGUUGAAACGAAAUGUCGACGAGAUCACGAGAGUCGGUAAUCAUGGCGUGAUAAUGGUCGCUAUUAACGGUUACGUUCUCACCGGCAUCAUUUUUGAAGAAAUGUGGACCGAUGAUUCCACCGGUCCACAAAACACACCAAACCGUUGUUUUUUAUUGAUGAAAUGGCAGCUCUUGAAUCUCUUCAGGUUGCUCUUCGUUCCAAAUGCGGCAAUUAAGCUUGUUAACAUACCCAUUGAGCUAGAAAUGGGCCUCAUCGCUGAACAAUGUGGCUCGAAAAUGUUGAAUAUUCUUGUAACUUUUCAAGAGCCCAUAGAGCGAAGCAAUGUCGCUUGGGAAGUUCGAACGGAUUCAGUUCUUACACAAGCGGUAUUUUGUACGGUUUCAAUUUAAGAUUUCGACGUAAAAUGCGCCAAGUCGUUGCAUACGUCAGUCCAAGUUGCUGCAAAUGGCGCCGAAUCGACUCUGCACGGUCCUCGGUACAAUCUCUGCUACGGCCGCUAUAUUUUCUACACUGCGUGCUGGACAUGGUCUAUUCGGUCGAAUAUUACUUAUAUGUUGACCAUAAGUUAAGCGAAACGCGAAACACAUUCUUUAUAGUACGUGAAUUUUCGUAAUAAAGUUUAACGAUUUUCGUGAUAAAAUGCGAAACAAUACUGAAUAAAAAUAACAUAAAAGCUUCACAAGACUCAUACGUAAUCUGUCAAAAAAAGGCUAUUAAAAACAGUAGUUAUACUUGGAUCAACCGAUAUUUUAAUUCUAAAUAAUAUGUUUAUAAGUUCAAUUAUGCUCCUUGAAGCUUCAAAGAUCUUACGAAAGCUUCACUUUGCUGCUAACGCUCUCAAUUUCAUUGUCCGAUACCUGCCGAGAAUUAUUAGUGUGUAGACACGACAAUUUUAUGCUGUAACCUUUAUGGUGUUAGUUUGAUAGAAAAAUGCAAUAGCUUGCGACGUCAUAAACGAAAUAAUUAUAAUUUAUGUUGAAAAUUUGGUCUAUGACGUUUCGUGGCGUAAUCGUAUCGCUAUUUUUUUGAUACUUCUUCUUCGCUUAUCCAGCUUAGAGCUUAAGAUUAGCUGCUAAAUCUUUUUUCACAAAGUUUUAAGUAUUGAUUGCAAUUUUCUAUUAUUCCAUCAAUGAGUAUCAUCCUUUAAACAAUUCAAUAAGGCUGCGAUUGAAUGCGUCCGAAGACAAUGUUUAAGCGAAAUUUUCCAAAAUAUCAAAAAAAUCGUACACGACUCGCUGCAGCAUAACACACAGCUUUUCAACCCCAUUUCAAAUCUUUCAUUCACAUUUUUGUAUACAUUACUUACCAGCUACCAAGUAAAAGCUUUCAUGAAAAAGCUUUGGUUACGUUACUAUUUUACGCGCUAAAAUAUCGAGCUUUCAGUAAUUUACAAAAGUGGAUUGCGACUUGGCAGAUGUGUUAUGUACCGCUUGCAUGUCAAAUCGUCACCGACGCUCAAGCCGCAAAGAAGCCAAUUGAUCAAAAGAUCUCAAACUAUUGGCAUUCACGAAUCGCAACAGAUUAGUAAUUGCCUGUGAUAGAUUUUUAGUGUGCUGAAUUUAAAUGCAAGACAAUUGUUUUAACUACGACAGCAACGCUCAAAAAGGAUACACAAGGGAAUACGUGGCAUUGUGUGCUGUAAUAGUGGAAGUCGAAAAUUAAAUAGUGCGAGAGAUUUUUAUUAAUUUUACACCAACGUAAGCAAGAAUGCCUUCGCUCAGUAUAUCCGGCGCCUAUCAUGUGCUAACACGACGCAAACCCAUGGAGGAUACAACCGAAUCCAAACUAGCCAAGGUACUAUCCGCAUUUGAUCUCACAGCACUCGGCAUUGGCUCAACAUUGGGUGUCGGCGUUUAUGUGCUUGCUGGUGAAGUUUCGAAGGUCUAUGCUGGACCUGCGGUCGUUAUAAGUUUUCUUAUCGCCGCUAUCGCAUCGAUAUUUGCCGGCCUCUGCUAUGCCGAGUUUGGCGCUCGUGUGCCAAAAGCUGGUUCGGCAUAUAUAUACAGUUAUGUGACAAUCGGCGAAUUCAUGGCGUUCAUUAUUGGCUGGAAUCUGAUAUUGGAGUAUGCAAUCGGUGGCGCUAGUGUGGUCAAGGGAUUGAGCACUUACUUGGACAAACUUUUUAAUUAUGCGAUGCGUGAUUAUUUAAGCAAGAACUUCGCUAUGAACAUCGAGGGUCUUGGGGACUAUCCGGAUUUCUUUGCGCUGAUCGUUACGGUGCUUUUUGCAUUCGCCAUUGCAGUGGGUGCCAAGGAGUCGUCUCGUUUGAAUAACGUCUUCACAUUCCUAAAUUUGAGUGUUGUGCUCUUUGUAAUAAUCGCCGGGCUUUUUAAAGUUUCACUCAGCAACUGGUCUAUACCGAAAUCGGAGGUUCCUGAAGGUUACGGUAAUGGCGGUUUCAGCCCAUAUGGUCUUACGGGCAUCAUACGCGGUGCUGCGGUAUGUUUCUAUGGAUUUAUUGGGUUUGAUUGUAUCGCGACGGCUGGUGAAGAAGCCAAAAAUCCCAAGAAAUCCAUUCCUUUUGCGGUGGUCACAUCGCUUGCAAUGAUUUUCCUCGCUUACUUUGGUGUCUCCACCGUGCUCACAAUGAUGCUACCUUACUUCGAGCAGGACGAACAAGCGCCACUACCGCAUGUCUUCAGUCGCUAUGGCUGGUGGGUAGCUGAGUAUUUGGUAACAAUUGGUGCGCUGUGUGGUCUUUGUGCCAGUAUGAUGGGCGCCAUGUUCCCAUUGCCGCGCAUUGUCUUUGCGAUGGCCUCAGAUGGACUGCUCUUCAAGUGCAUGGGAGAGAUUAGCCAGCGCUUCAAAACACCCUUCAAAGGCACCUUGAUUACUGGCGUGCUCACGGGAUUGCUAGCUGCCAUAUUCAAACUCAGUCAGCUGGUGAGCAUCAUGUCAAUUGGCACGCUCUUAGCCUACUCGAUGGUGGCGAGCUGUGUGCUCAUAUUACGCUAUGACGGCGAAGACCGCAGAGAUGGUCGUAGUAUCGGGAAUGGACGUUCCUUAGCCGAACGCGUUCAAACUAAUUGCAAUCUUUGGCGACAGUUAUUCAACACCAACAAUGUAACAUUGGCAAAUGGAAAGAGUAGUAGGCUGGUGACUUUUAUGAUAACAUUAUACUUUUCUUGGUGCUUUGUAUUCUCACACUUUCUUCAAAAGGUGGAAAUCGAACCGCAAAAUAUAACUCCGCCUUAUAUUGUUCUCCUAGUCAUCACUGGUCUGCCACUACCACUGAUAUUGUUCAUAAUUUCGCGCCAACCGCGCUCCAGCACACAAUUGGCGUUCAAAGUUCCAAUGGUACCUUGGCUGCCCGGUCUGUCAAUCUUCAUCAAUGUCUACCUGAUGGUGCGUCUGGACGUAAUGACCUGGGUCCGCUUUGGCAUUUGGAUCGCUAUCGGACUGCUGAUCUACUUCAGUUAUGGUAUUCGUUACAGCCGUCAGCGUAAACGUGAAUCUCGUCUAGUACUUCCAGAAACAACGGAGAGCAGUGAGUCCGGCCUGCCAGUACAUAAUGAUUACACCGAGGUUCCACUCAUAAUCAUGAAUAAUACAAGUUAAAAGAGCAAAGAUGUGGUACCGAAUAUGUUAAACAAAACAUAUAUCGGGAGUAUGUAUUAAUUGGUUAGACAUAGAAAAUGGCCUUGUUGCUAAAAGGGGCUCGAAGUGUCCGAAUACCGUAGUUUUAUAAUAGUCUAGCAUUAACUUAAGUUGGUUUAAUUUUCUAAGUAUAUCAGUAAUGGCAAACUCGUGACAGUCUUAAAGGGUGGCGUGAUUUAAACCAAAAACGUAUUAAUUACUUAAUUAACGCAAAUAUUUUAAAGCUUCUCUGCCAGGCUGAUGAUACAACCUCCACGUCAAAUCAACAAAGACUAUCCCACCUAUUACGCUCGGUCAGCGUUGCAUUUGUCAAAACAAAGUUUAAGUAAACCACAAAAAAGAAAUAUGUACCAUGGUAUGCUUUAAAAGCUUUGAUUUGCUGAACUUUAAGUUUGAAUAUUUAUAUGCAUUUUUGCAUAAACUAUUAGCAAUAGUUAUAUAUUGGGUAUACAGUUACUGUUAUCAUGGUAUUUAGAAAGUAAUAUACCGAUUUGUAUUUUUCGUUGCUUAAGCGCAUGAAAAUUAUUUAUUAAUGCAGACAUCUAACUUAGCGUACUUAACUCUUAAAUAUAUACCAUAAGUUUUGAAAAAUGCUCUUUAGCUUUUUAAAGCUACUAGAUCCUACCAGCAAGCAAAGCAAUUCUGAUAAUAUGAAAUAAAAUAGCACUGCAAAAGGUUUAA